AUGACCGCCAUCUUAGACGAAUACCUGGCCAAACAUCCCGGGUCUGCCCAACGGUUUGCCGAGGCGGUGGGCCUGUUUCCCGGAGGCGUAACCCACGACACUCGGUACGCCCAACCCUUCCCUCUAUACAUGACCCACGGCUCCGGCCCGCGCAAGUGGGACGUGGACGGAGAGGAGUACAUCGACUACGUAUCGGGGCACGGCGCAUUGAUCCUGGGGCACUCCCACCCGGCGGUCGCGGCGGCGGUGGCCGAGCAGGUGACCCGCGGCACCCACCUGGGCGCAUCGACCGACGAGGAAGUCCGUUGGGCCAAGGCCGUCAUGGCGUUGGUCCCCAGCGUCGAGCGGGUUAGGUUCCACAGUUCCGGGACCGAAGCAACCCUCAUGGCGAUGCGCCUGGCCCGGGCUUACACCGGGAAGCGCAAGGUGAUGAAGCUGCAGGACCAUUUCCACGGCUGGCACGACUACGCCAUGGCCGGCUCGGACCGCCCUUCCCCCGGCAUCCCCGAAGCCAGCUUUGAAAGCAUGGUGAUUGUUCCUCCGGCGACCUUCGACGCUGGGGUGGAAGACGCCUUGAACCGCGACCCGGACAUUGCGGCGGUUAUCCUGGAACCCACCGGCGCCCACUACGGCCAACUGCCUUCGACGUUCCCGUCUUCCUGA
This is a messenger RNA of Geodia barretti, 663 nucleotides long. The record is from the annotation of a GenBank genome assembly. NCBI's taxonomy places the organism in Eukaryota, Metazoa, Porifera, Demospongiae, Tetractinellida, Geodiidae.